This is a messenger RNA of Penicillium malachiteum, 750 nucleotides long. RefSeq names its product ankyrin repeat domain-containing protein. The transcript has a single exon. Gene Ontology annotation, molecular function: transcription cis-regulatory region binding; protein binding. The record is from RefSeq and is a predicted model, not a curated record. The coding region runs from base 1 to 750 and encodes 249 amino acids. Gene Ontology annotation, biological process: positive regulation of transcription by RNA polymerase II. Gene Ontology annotation, cellular component: nucleus. NCBI's taxonomy places the organism in Eukaryota, Fungi, Ascomycota, Eurotiomycetes, Eurotiales, Aspergillaceae.
AUGACUGCAGUUCUCCCGUCAAGGAGAAUCGGUUUUGAGAAAGAGCUCUCAUCCAAGCGCCGAGGACGUUGGCUACACUUUCGUCUACCUCAUGAUUGCGAACAGGUAGUUGAGUACUUUUUGGAAAGAGGGUCGAAUGUGGACUCUAAAGAUAAGCUUGGUCGGACUUUGCUGCACCAUGCAUCAUUCUACAACUGUAUAGGCACAGUGCGGCUAUUCCUCGAGAGAGGAGCUAACCCCAUAGUACAAGAUGUUUUUGGCCAAACUCCACUUCACGUGGCUCUCUUCAGAAAUGGCAAGACGGGGAUAUUUGACAUCCUUCUUGAAGCCGGCGCUGAUCCCAAUAUCAAGGAUAACAAUGAUGAAACGAUCUUGCAUGCCGCUGCAAGAACCGGUUUCUAUCAAGGUAUCAAUGACAUGAUCAAAUAUUCCUCGGUUGAUUUGAAAGCAAGAAAUCAUGAGGGUAACACAGCAUUGCACUUGGCAGUGUGGGCAGCUGAUCGGGUUUUCAAUUAUAAAUUCGACACUAUCAUGGCUUUGUGCAAAGCUGGCUCGGAUCCAUAUAUUAGAAACGACUUUGAUCAAAGUGCAUGGGACAUGGCAAAUGCAUAUGACGAAUACAACGCCUCGUCUGACUUCUCGUGGUUAGUCGAAUAUGUUGAGAGAGCUGGAUUUUAUGAUGCAUUCUGUGACGAGUCAUGCAGCGAUUCUAGAAGAAAAAAGCGGAAGUUUGACUUUGGGGAAGAUUGA